Aspergillus ibericus CBS 121593 is the source of this 1653-nucleotide messenger RNA. RefSeq lists its product as uncharacterized. NCBI's taxonomy places the organism in Eukaryota, Fungi, Ascomycota, Eurotiomycetes, Eurotiales, Aspergillaceae. The record is from RefSeq and is a predicted model, not a curated record. The transcript has a single exon. Bases 1 to 1653 code for a protein of 550 amino acids.
AUGUCCCUCUACAAUUUACUCGCCUCAUUCUACAACCCAAACCCUAUCAUUGAACCUCAGGGACAAGAUGUCCCUCAUCAACUCCACCCGCAAUUCUACUUCCAAUCCCACCUUCACCCCACCCCCGACUUCAACCGCAACUACAAAAUCACCCUCGCUCUCGACCUCAACCUCAACUCCAGCCAAGAUACAGAACUGGCCCCUCACCCUCCACACCAUCAAACACCUCUGCAUCUCCCACCACUACCGCCAAUGCAUUGCUCGAGCGGAGGACUUGCUACCUCUCACCCAAGAGCCAGUAUAUCUUCCCUCCAAUCUCCGGGCCUCUCUGUAAAUGUGCAGCCACAUAUACUAACUAUGGAAAAGAUCCACAAAACCUACCUCACCUUCUACACGGCCAUCUCGUACGAAGGCAUGGGCCUCGCAGCGCACAAUUACUCGAAGAAUAAAUUACCGCUGUUGCAGGCUGCCGUGGAGUGGUUUGUGGCUUGUGGGGGGUGGGUUGCUGAUGCGGAUGAUGCUUUGUCCCCGGUACAAGUAGGAGAAGGAAAAGGAGCUAUGUUUGAGGAAGGGUGCAGAUACAGUGACGAGGGCACAGCCAGUGAGUAUGAGACUGGGGAUGAAAACGAGAAUGACACCUUGGAGAGAAGUAUCGCUCAGAUGAUCGGGAGUAUCGAUUUACAUGGACGAGAUCCGUUCGAGGAUGAUCCGUUUAUCGAUGACGAAGACACUGACCGGGACGAUAAUGCUGAGGGUGAAUGGGCACGUAUUCAAGGCUCAGACAUAGCCUCAAACUCUCAGAGUGAUACCUUCCAGGCCAGCCUUAGUCCCAGUCCUAGCCUCUGUGAUACCGACACCGACAACGAAACUCUCAGCAACAGCUUCACCACCACAACCACGAACUCGAACAAAAUCUACGAAGCUAUCGAAGAGAGCUUGAUUCCCUCGCCACUCAACGUCCGCAAAGCAUCGGGUGAAUCCUUCGAGGCAGAUAUUCUUCAGAAGUCGGGGGUGAACUACGAUUUCGAUCACGGCCAUGUCCAUGUCCAGCAGCCGUUCCCUCAACAUAAGAAAGUUGCACCUGUGGGUGGCUCUGUGCAGACAUUGUCCUUGCCGUUGCCGGUGAGGGUUAUUCCCACUACUCUUCAUACCCAUCCUCAGCCUCAUUCUGGGUCUCCUCACUAUUCUGAAGUGAUACGCCAAAGCCACACCCAGAGCCAAUCCGCCACCAACCAUCAAAAGAAAACCAACACCCUACACUCCCUCUCCACCCAAAUAACCACCAGCAUCACCACGCUCCAAACCCACAUCACCUACAUAACCGCCCUCCAGCACGCACGACACAUGUCCCGAGGAAUGCGUCGCUCGGGAUCCUUCUGGAGUUUCAGUCCGAUAAAAUCUCCAUCUAGAAAGGAUAAGGAUGGCGGGACAGCAAUCAGUAUUGGUGAAUCUGGGGGCUCAGAACAAACAUCACCAUUACCAUCAACAACGUUAUUGAACGAGACUAAAGCGCAGAGAAUUGAGAGAUUGAGGGGGGAGGGAUGGAGGACCGUUGGGAUUCGGUCCCCACGGUUGGGUUGGAAGGGGGAGGAAUAUUAUCGGGGGUUUUGUGAGGGGGUGUUGGAGGAGUUGUAUUUGGGUCGGUCUUCUUAG